Molecule: messenger RNA, 1284 nt
Organism: Carica papaya (papaya)
Lineage: Eukaryota; Viridiplantae; Streptophyta; Magnoliopsida; Brassicales; Caricaceae
Product: stress response protein
Source: RefSeq, a predicted model, not a curated record
UUUACGUGGACAAGCCCUAAAUUACAUACGCAGAGAGAAGGCCCAAGGACAAACCCUUUCUUUCUCGUUCCGAGUAGGAGAUCGUCGGCUCUGCUCUCUGUUUCUCUGUGUUAGUACGAAAACGAAGAGCUUUUAUCGGUUUUAAUCUUUAUCAAUUGUUGAUUGAGAGGACCAAAAAUGAUAAAGAGACGAUUCUACAGGGUUGAACAUGGUGACAGAGAUAAUGCCACGGAUUCAUCUUCCUUCUCCUCUGAUUCUGAACUUGAAGUUGAAACCUCGGAAGAAGAACCAGACAAUGAUGCUGUCGCGGAAGAAUCAGAAGACGAAGAAACAGAGGAUGAUUCUGCUAUUGAACUGAAAAAAAAUCGUGGAUCCUGCUCUACCUCAUCUGGAUAUGAGAGUGAAGAUAGCUCAGGAAAUGAGGCUAAUGUUGACUUACCAGAUUUUAUAAAUGAAGAUGCUGCUGCAACUGGACGUGACAGGGCAAAUGAAAAUCAAUUACCUUAUGGACGCAGUUCCAAACUACUGGAGGCAAAAUAUUAUACCACAUCUGAAAAGGAACCAAUAUCAGAUAAUAUUCCAGCAUGUAUGAUAAAAUGCAAAUCAGUGUUUAAGUGCCAGAUAUGCCCGCGGAUUGUUUGCCUAAAUGAGGAGACAAUGAGGGCGCAUGUUAAUUCAAAGAAGCAUGCUCGAUCCAAGAAAUUACUCAAAGAAGGUAGACUGAAAAGCAUGCUCAAUAGUGAUGGGGAGAUUGAGCACCAGGAGACUCCGGAAAGGAGACAUGCUCCCGUUAUACCUUCUUCACAGGAUGAACAAAAGGAUAAAAACAAAGGGUCACGUCGGCAAAGGAAAAAUUCAAAGAGAAGAAAGAAGCAAUUAACCAAAGAUGGAGGAAGACACUCAGUUGACUCAAAACCUGACAGAAGGCCUUUCAAGAAAAGGCAUAAAGAUAAGGAAUGAAUGGGACAUAUUUGCUACAUAGAACGCAACAAAAGAAUUGCCCUGAACAUUUAUAUGUUCGGCGAGUCAUUUCUACGAAUGAAUUAUGAGUGGUACAACUUGAUUAUUUUAAAUGUUUUGAUUUUACCCUUUCCUCCAAAUCGUGCUUAUUAAAAUUGUGUUAUUAGUGUGAUACCCUGCAAUGUUAGGAUCAGGAAGCUAUACAUUUGUUGAGAGAAAUGAAGACCAUGGAAUUCUUUUUCCCUCCAAACCCUAAUCCAGGUUUAAUUGCCUUACUUUCUGCAAGACAGCUUAAAUGCACAACUUUGAACUUGCUUAUUUCUU